AUGGCUGGAAUUUCAAAUAACAAUAUAACGAUAAAUGAAAAUAUAACUGGAAUUUCAAAUAAUGAACCUAUUUGUGAAUCAGUUUCUGUUCAACCUGAAGAAGUGAAGAUAACAGCAGCGAAUCGCAUUACCAGUCUUACGAACGAUAUUUUAAAUGCUAAUUAUUCUGAAACAGUUGAGCAUAGUAUGCAAAUUUUUGUCAACUUACUUAUGGGAAGAACUAUCACUUUGGAUGUUAAACCCUCAGAUUUUGUAGAGGAUCUUGUGGUAAAGAUUUCUGAAAAAGAGGGUAUGCCUGUAGUUCAAGUAGAUCAAAUGCGACUGAUUUUUGCAAGCAAACAAUUAGAGAAUGGCCACACUCUUUCUGAAUAUAAAAUUCAAAAAGGAUCGACUAUUCAUUUAGUAUACAGGCUUCACGGUGGUAUUUGA
Molecule: messenger RNA, 429 nt
Organism: Dentiscutata erythropus
Lineage: Eukaryota; Fungi; Glomeromycota; Glomeromycetes; Diversisporales; Gigasporaceae
Source: the annotation of a GenBank genome assembly